AUGGCUCGACUCUUUGUCGUUGGUUGCGCUUUGGCAGGUUCGGGUUUUCGACAUUUUCUUGUUUUUUUCUUGUUUUUCGCUUUAUUGUUGUACUAGGGUACUGUAGAGAGGAUAUCGUUUUCACAUUAUUUUAAGGACCAGACUUUUAGGGCUUCAUCGAGGUUCAGGCUGAGGACAGUUUUUUUUUUGGCUUAAUCCGAACAUCUUCCGCAUUUUUUGGCUAGAUAUUCACUCUAGAAUUUUCUGAAAAUGUGCUCAUUUGUCAUUUUUUUCAAAAAUAUGCCCUUUUUAGGAAGUUUUCAUUAGCAUAGCCUAGAAAAAUCGAUCUGAACUAAAAUUUAAAAUUCCUCCGUUUUUCGAUGGAUUCACCGCUAGCUUGUCUGAAGGUUACUGUAGCUGUCUCUUUACUGUCUCGAAAAAAGGUUACUGUAGCUGUCUCUUUACUGUCUCGAAAAAAGGUUACUGUAGCUGUCUCUUUACUGUCUCGUCUUCUAGAUUUUUAACUGAUUUUGAAGUCUUACACAGUAGUGAAUCGACUAUAGCGAAAAUCAGGAGAAUCGCAUUUUUUCCGGUCUUCAAACCAUAUUUUCAUAGCACCUGAACUUUCAUAUUUUACCUGUACCUCGUCUUCAGCGGUGGCGCUCUGCGAAUCCAAGUCCGGCGAUGAGACGCCCCAAUACUGGCGCGCCAUCCUCGGCGACAUCUGCCAGCUUCCGUCGUUCCCCCGCGCCACCGGCGACCCGAACCGAUACGUCGAGUGUGUCCGACAGAGCUCAUUUGCUGCUGAUCGGUUCGUUUCUUUUUCCUGAUUUUUCUUUUUGAGUUAGUUUUAAGGUAUUUGGUAUCCUUCAGAUAGUCUUCAGGUCGUUCUAGAAAUUUUAGUUGGUCUUUGAUGGCUUCUGAGGCUUUUUUAGUGAGUCUAGAAGUGCUCAAUUUUGGCUUCAUUCGAUUCUUCAAGUUUCUAAUGUAAUUAUUUUUAGUCUAGAACACAUUUUUCUAUACCUUUUUACUCAAGAAAUCGGAGUUUUUAGGGUGUUUUAUGAAUAUUUCGAGGUCAGAUACAUUCAGAAUUCAAUUUGAAGCUUAUUGAAAAAUAUUCGAUUUUUCUGAGUGUUUCUGAGGCUUCUUGUAGAUCAAACCAUAUUUUCUGAUUCAACCGAAAAGUUGCAUUUUCCAAGCCCAACCUAAGCCUCUCCCUCAUCAGCAAAUAUGACAACGCGAGAAAAAACAUUUGUCACAAAUAGAGUGAGGCAAUCGGCUUAGGAACAUUAGCCGCGAAGAAGCCGACCGGUCCCCGGAAACAUUUUUUUUUUCCCCGGUGGCCGCCGCUGGACCGUUUCAAGCUGAUUAGCUUCUCUCUCUCUCUCUCUCUCUCUCACUUUUCGGCGACUCACGCUUUUUGGGCUUGAAGGAGCGGCGUGAAGACGGUCCACUCGAAGGAGUCUAUCAAUAUUUAUCCCAGAAGAUAUUUUGGCUUAUUUUUGGAUUUGAUAGGAAUUUUGGAGCUUUCUGCUGAUCUGAGCUGAGUCUCAGUAUGACUGAGCUUCAAAGUUCUCCCUGAGGCAGGCUUUUAGUAACCCUAGACUCUUAAGAUGAGCCGUCUGAGGUAGUUCAAGCUCUCCAUUUUCGAUAUUUUCGAUUCGAAAAAAGUAGAUUUUAGCUUCUCAAAUUGAGCAAAAUGCAAGUCUCAGCCUCAAAAUGUUUCCUAGAACUUCGAGCUGUUCAUUUUUUGAACCUUCAAGGUUUUUCGAGCUUUAGAUCAGUUCCCAGUUAAGAUUCACUUCCCGAAACCCAAAAACAAUCAGCCCAGUUUAAAACUGCCUAAACUUGUCCCAGACAGGCUUUUCUUGUCAUUUCCAAAAGCGGAAGAAACGGCCUUUUUUGAGACGACGGAUCGAGUAACAGCCGUCUUUUGUCCAGCCAUUUUUCAAAGCAAACCGUCGGUCUUUUCAACCGUUUUUCGCUUUCUGGAUCUUUUGGUUUCCGGAGAGCAAUGUCUGUCUCGAGAAUUUUGAAGCAAUAGUUCAUUCUGAUGGCCUAAGUGACGUCAUCGUCUUGAAAAAUAUCAAAAAAUGACGUCAUUUACCAUCAAAUAAGUUUCCCUUUGAUUUUUGAGAAUUUUGUUCAUUCUGAUGGCCUAAGUGACGUCACCGACUUGAAAAAUAUCAAUAAAACGACGUCAUUUACCACCUAAUAGUUUUCCACAAAGAUUAUUUAUCAAGCUUCUCAAAAUUGAUAUGAAGUUUCAUUUCCACUUCAGACUUCAAUCUGACGUCAUCUUACCUGAAAAGCUUAUAAUGACGUCAUUUUUCUAAGAAUCUCACCUGAAAAUCCAAGUGACAUCACUAUCUUCUUUCUCAAGCCAAAAACAAUAAAACGCGCAAAAAAAAAGUCUGCCGCCGACAACAGAGUUCACAAACCAUGAGCGGGACGGCCUCCUUGACCAAAUAUUUGUGUGUUUGGCGAUUGAAACGGUGUGCAUUCGCGCCUAGCCGCUUCCGCCCCUCUUUUUUCCUCUAAGAACACCUAGGCAGAUUCUAGUUCUCAGAUGAAUGGAGUAUCCGGAAAUCGCCGACACGAGAAGAAUGUAUCGAGCACUUGAAGAAAAAAAAAGUCUUUUUUUGAAAAUUUCCUUGAGCAGGGCUUAAAAUUCAUUCUCAAAGAGAUUACACUUAAGUGACCACUAGAAUUUGCAGCAAGGACCUCGGAAUCUGGCUUCUCCGCGAGUGUCUCCCCGGCUACGAGUUCGUCGCCUCGGCCCGCCGCUGCAAGACCGUCCGAUCGGUGAAACGGCAGCAGGAGCUCUGCGAGUCCUCCAACGCCACCGACUACAACUUCUGCCCACAGCAGUCGGCCACCCAGUUCCUCGUCGAAGAGAUCCGCGAGGCUCCCCGUCAGUGCGCCUGCCCCAACGGCGAGCUCAACUGCGUCUGCCCAAGCCCCGAAAUCCUCGAGCCGGUCAGCGCCCCGGUCAACUCGCCAAAGGUCCGCCGCUCGCCUCAGUCCACCAUCGCUGUGAGUUUCUCUUCGAUGCGUAAUGUGAGCAAUACUGAGAUGUUAUGAGCCUUGAAAUGUAUCAUUAGCAUCUAUCGAAAAAAGGGGUUAUCACUAGCAGCGCCCAAAAAAGCUGGAAGUCAUUAGCUCCCAAAAACAUUAAAUUUUUCAGCGCGUCCAAUUCUCGCAGUACCCAGCUUGCCCAUGCCCCCAGCAGCAGCCAGCCUGCACCUGCGUCACCAACAACCAGCAGAACGAACCCGUCAGUCCUCGAUUCCAAGCUCCUCCAGCUCAUUUUCCGACUUUAGGUGCUUGUCUCCCUCCAGUGCUGCCCACAGCAGCAACAGCAGCAGCCAGCCGCCACUCAGCCACCACAGCAGCAACAGCCGUGCCAGUGCACCCAGCAGCAGGCUCAGGCUGUUAGUUCCCAAAAAAAAGAGCUGGGCCAACUUUCAUGAGCUUCCAGAACUGCCAGACGACCACCACCCAGCAGCAGUACUGCCCCCAGCAGCAGGACGCCGUCGUUCAGCCACAGGCCUGCCCACUCGGUAGCUUUUCGAUUUCUGGACUAGAUCAGAGAGAAGCUCGAAUUGAAUAAGACACCUCUCUUUGCAGUCCAAGGAAGCGGCGUCCAGAAUGCUCAGUACCAAGGCAUCUGCUCGUGGAUGGUCGACCCGCUCGCCGUUGAUCCCCAGUCCAAGACCCACUACCUCCAGUGCCAGCCAGCCCCCAACAACCUCUUCUGCGGCCGAUGGCAACGAAUGCCGUGCGCUCCAGCCACCGUCUUCGACGUCAACGCUCAGGUCUGCAAAGCUCUUGCUCAUCCUGGAUGAGCUCUCGGACUUCAGGUCUGCGUCUGGGACACCACCGGAACCCCCGGCUCCCUCCCAACCCCGGCCCCAUACGUCGCCACUCAGGCUCCACAGAACACCCAGUGCGGCUGCACCGGCGGAGUUCAGAUCGGUUCCUGCAACCAGAACUACCAGUGCCCCGGACAGUCGGUCUGCCAGGUCGGCCAGACCAAUGGACAGCAGGUAAAAGAUAUGGUCUACAGUAUGACCUCUCUGGUCUCUCUCUGUCUCUCAUCGUUUGAAAAUCCGCAAGAUACUUUUAGUCAUAUUAGGGGUGACGUCAUCGAGCCAUUCCAAGUGCGGUCAUCAUUCUAGAAAGAUGACUCCUAUAAAUUCAGAGAAAAGUUUCAAAAGAUUCAAGAAGUCACUCAAGGGUUCGGGGGUUUUUCGCCUGCCUAGAAUACAUUGGAACGACCUUCUAUCAAUUUUUGAGACAGUUCUAGCCGUUCCUGAGCACUGAAGGGACCACUUGAACCUUCCUCAAUACUCUAUAUCCUCAUUUUCCGAAAGAAACCCCUAAAAUCAAAUUUUUCAGUGCAUGGUCUGCUGCUACUUCCGCAAGAAGGCCCACCGCGCCUAA
This is a messenger RNA of Caenorhabditis auriculariae, 4425 nucleotides long. The record is from the annotation of a GenBank genome assembly. Lineage: Eukaryota; Metazoa; Nematoda; Chromadorea; Rhabditida; Rhabditidae.